Messenger RNA from Diprion similis, 1995 nucleotides. Its product is annotated as venom carboxylesterase-6-like. The transcript has 8 exons. Bases 178 to 1947 code for a protein of 589 amino acids. Lineage: Eukaryota; Metazoa; Arthropoda; Insecta; Hymenoptera; Diprionidae. The record is from RefSeq and is a predicted model, not a curated record.
GGUCGGUGUAAAUUUGCAUCGAUAAAAUUCUCGGUGAUGAUAGGAUUAGAAUAACUGAUUCACGUGGGUCUGAUUUUUGGUAAAUUACUGAGCCGUGGUUCAUAAUAGCGUACUUUACGUCUGAGCGUGGGUGGUGGUCAAAGGAAACCAACGAACCAAAGAAGAUUUGUAAUAAAAAUGACAAGUGCAUUUGCAACGCUUGGUGUAAUCUGCUGUUUCGCCAUCGCAGUGCAAGGAAACUCCUCGAAUGACGUCGACCCGCUAGUGAAAAUAAAAAACGGCACACUCGUGGGUGUCCUGAUGAAAACGAGAAAAGGGCGAGAAUACGCUGGAUUCAGGGGAAUCCCUUACGCCCUUCCGCCUAUCGGAGAACUUAGAUUCCAGCCUCCAAGGCCAACAGCCAGUUGGGACGGCGUUCGGUCAGCCAAAGAAGAUGCGGAAAUCUGUGUACAGCGAAACAUCUACGUUCAUCAGGAAGAGAUUGUCGGGAACGAGGACUGCCUGUAUUUGAAUGUCUAUACUCCGAAAUUACCGACUUCUGGUCCGGGUAAUCUCGAUAAUCCGCAUCCAGCUCUACCGGUUCUUGUCUGGUUCCACGGGGGCGGCUGGAUCGCGGGAGCUGGUCACUCCGAGUUUUAUAACGCCAAGUUUCUCCUUGAUCAUGAUGUCAUUCUCGUCACCAUGAACUUCAGACUAGGUCCAUUAGGGUUUUUGAGCACGGAAGACAUGGCGUCCCCUGGCAAUUACGGACUGAAGGAUCAGAACCAAGCAAUGCGCUGGAUUCAAGAAAAUAUCGCCGCCUUCGGUGGUGAUAGAAACAGGGUGACCAUCUUCGGCGAAAGUGCUGGCGGUGCUAGCGUAAAUUUCCAUAUGAUGAGCCCUCUCUCUAAAGGUUUGUUUCAUCGCGGUAUCUCUGAGAGCGGUACAGCCAUUUGUCCAUGGGUAUUGACAAGGCCAGGGCUCGCCAUCAGACAGACGCGGCGCCUCGGGCAGCUCAUGGAUUGCGACCAGGAUGAUACCGCCAAACUUAUCGAAUGCCUGCGUACAAAAGAUGCUGUCGAUAUCACAGCUACGGAUCGCGAUUUUCAGGAAUUCGGAUAUUGUCCGAUGAUCCCAUUUCGGCCAGUCGUCGAACCGCUUCAUCCCGGAGCAUUUCUGAUUGAAGACCCAGCAACGGCUUUGAAAUUUGGUCGGCAAGUUGACGUUCCUUGGAUGACUGGAAUCACGUCCCAUGAAGGGUCUCUCAAAGUGCCCGAAAUCUAUGGAAUAAAUAACGGAGAGCAGGCGAAGUUGCUCGAUAAAGAUUUUGAAAAAUGGGCCCCGACAACACUGAUGUACCAGCAUCAUUGCCCAAAAGAACAUCACUCGGAAGUUGCAAAAAGAAUAAGAGAAUUUUAUCUUGGCGAUCUACCAAUAGACAACUCGACCAGGUACAACAUCAUAGAUAUGUAUUCGGACGCGUGGUUCAACGUAGCUGCCGAUAAUGCAGUCAGAGAUUACCUCGACACUAUGGCUUCGCCAAUUUUCUACUACUAUUUCGCUUAUCGAGGCGAUGUGUCAUUUAGUAGUAUAUUCGGGGAUCCUGAUCAUGACUAUGGUGUCAGUCACGCUGAUGAACUCCAGUACUUGUUCCCAGUCGGUGAGCAGCUUUUCAAAGAUGUUACUUUAAGCGAGGAAAGUUUAAAGAUUGUCGACAUCAUCACUAGCCUGUGGGCUAAUUUCGCCAAGUCCGGAAAUCCAACACCUGAAGUAACACCAACUCUACCUGUCAAGUGGCUGCCAGUACGGACACAUAAUCUCGAGUAUUUGCACAUUGGAGGGUCCCAAGAGUUGUAUAUGGCCUACAACCUUCUACCAGAAAGAAUGCAGUUCUGGGCAACUUUGCCCCUGCAAGGACUAUCUUAUGUUGACGCAAACGAUGCACGUCCUUCGAAAGAUGAAUUGUAGGGUAAAAAUUUUCCUGUUAAGGCAAGUAAUCAGAAAGGUGCAUAGAAA